UCUGUUUUAUACAGUAGAUUAAAAUAUAAAGAUUCCUGGUUAACUAAUAAUCCUUGUCUUUCUGAAAAUACUGAAGAUUGUGAUUUUAUUAUAUCUGACUCGGAGUCACUGUCAGAAUAUAAUAAUAAACUUAAGGAAGAGAGCAAGGACUAUAUUCCUAUAAAUAAUAUAUAA
Molecule: messenger RNA, 174 nt
Organism: Aspergillus vadensis CBS 113365
Lineage: Eukaryota; Fungi; Ascomycota; Eurotiomycetes; Eurotiales; Aspergillaceae
Exons: 1
Source: RefSeq, a predicted model, not a curated record